UUAACCUAUGUGAGACUUUGAACCCUCUGGAUGUUUUGUUAUGUCAGUUAACAAGUUUCAAUGGCAAUGAAUCUUAGCAAGAACAAAGGCUAUGGAUGGGCGGUUUCAGCUGGACUUAAUGCCGCUUUUGCUGCCAUUUCUGCCAAGUUCAUUGGCCCACAGCUUUUUAGGUAUGCCAUGGUUAUAUUUUUCAAUGUUGUGAUGUGGGGAUGCUAUGUGAAUAGCUUGAAAGCUCUCUCAUCUCUUCAAGCAACUGUCACCAACUUUGCAACCAACUUUCUUUCUUCUGGUUUAGCUGGAUUCUUCCUCUUUCAGGAACCACUAUCACUCAAGUGGUUUGCAGGUGCCCUUCUCAUUGUAGCUGGUGUAUUUGUACUCAGUAGGUCAAGUAUAGAAGAGAAAAAGAGCAAAGACUAAAGCUUUAUUGUCCUUUUUUCUUGUAAGGAACCAUUUUUUUUUUGUUAAUUUUCAGAAUCAUGAUUUCAGUUUCUGUAGAUUUGUUCAUUCUUAGAACUGAUUUGAGCAGACUUUUGUGUUUCAA
This is a messenger RNA of Lactuca sativa (garden lettuce), 541 nucleotides long. Its product is annotated as cell growth defect protein. Lineage: Eukaryota; Viridiplantae; Streptophyta; Magnoliopsida; Asterales; Asteraceae. Gene Ontology annotation, cellular component: membrane. The record is from RefSeq and is a predicted model, not a curated record.